Hemisphaericaspora subhashii is the source of this 636-nucleotide messenger RNA. RefSeq names its product Csh3p (gene CSH3). The coding region runs from base 1 to 636 and encodes 211 amino acids. Lineage: Eukaryota; Fungi; Ascomycota; Pichiomycetes; Serinales; Debaryomycetaceae. Gene Ontology annotation, biological process: endoplasmic reticulum to Golgi vesicle-mediated transport. The transcript has a single exon. The record is from RefSeq and is a predicted model, not a curated record. Gene Ontology annotation, cellular component: endoplasmic reticulum membrane.
AUGAUGGGAUAUAGAGAUAUAGUUCCAAUUGGAACGACUUUAAUCAUCGGAGCCACUUGUUUCGGCCUCGGUGCAGUAUAUUCCAGUUUACCUUAUGAUAUAGAUACGCUUUGGAGAAAUGGAGGAGAAAAAGCAGUACAAGCAUCACUUGCUCAUUAUUCACAAUGGGGUAAUGCACCAAUGCCAAUUCAUUAUACAUUACAUUUUGUUGCAUUGUUGGGAUUAAUAGGUUCAUUUAUUAAAUUAUAUAAACCAAAUGAUGAUGCUAAAUAUUUCGAAUAUGGUUCAUUGGGAUUGUUUAUGGUUGCUUUGAUUAUCUAUUUGACUAAUUUGAGAGUGGGGGUUAAUUCAUGUUUGACUGGACAAUGGGGUGAAGUUGAUAUUGUGACUGGUAUUAAUGUCAUGGCUGCUUCUCAAGUUAUGAUUGUCUUGGUUUUGGUUGGUGUUUUGGUUUUACAAGGUGGGUUGUAUUAUGCUGAAUGGUAUGAUAAUAAAUUAAAGGAAGACUUUUAUAAACAAGAAGCACAAGAAGCUGCUAAGGCUGCUGAAAUGCAAGCUAAACAAGAAGAAGAAGCUUUAGCAACUGGUGCAAAGACUAAGAAGAAAGAAGGUGAUAUUAAGAAAAGAAAAUCUUAA